CGUAAAAAAAACCAUGUUUGCUGGAAUCGUGAAGUUCGUUCUUCUUGCGUCUUGCGUUCAAGCUGGAAAUGCUUGCAAACACAACACGAUCGAUCAGCCGGUCUUUCGUGAAGAUUCUUCAAUGAUAAACAACGUCACACCGACAGAAUUGACUACCAAUCCUUGGUUAUCUUAUUACUACAAUAGCCAACAACAAGGCCGCUCUCCUGCAGGAAAUCGAGGAUCUGGAGACGAUCAACGUAUCGAGAAUCGCGCUGUGUUUAGCAUUCCAUCCAUGUUUCCUAAUCGAUUGUUCGGGAACGGAAACAUCGCCAAUCCUUUCAUCUUUAAUCCGAGGUCAUUGUUCGGUAAAAGUUCCAGUUCCGCGGUUUUCCCUUACGAUAGUUGUUCGUCCCCUAACGGAGUGAUGGGCAUUUGUGCUACUAGCGGAACGUGCAAUCAAAUCAGUGGCACGGCCAGCGGUUCUUGCGCAUUCGGCACUGUUUGCUGCAUUAAUAUCGCUACCAAUUGCGGUGGAACUGUCAGCCUCAACAACACCUACUGGCAAUCACCAACAACUGGCAUCAGCAGCUCGACAACCAGUUGCGCUUUAACAAUUAAAUUAGACACGAAAUUAACUGAACAGCCAAAGCCCAUUUGUCAAGUUCGGUUGAAUUUCGUGCAAUUUACCAUUGCCCAGCCAGACGCCCAGUCCUUGUGUACAAACGGAGAUUUCUUCGAUGUCGGAGGGCAAACCAACAAAGUGCCCACCCUUUGCGGAGAUAACGAAGGACAACACAUGUACCUGAACGUGCCAUCGUCUGCCACUAGUCCAACCGAUCUCGAAUUGGCUUUCACUUUCGGAGCUACAGGUGCUACCCGCGUAUGGAACAUUAUGAUUUCCAUGUUGCCUUGUGAAGCCAAUUACCUUGCCCCACCUGAUUGUCUUCAGUAUUUCCCCAGCCGUUCGGGAAGGGUAAGUUCUUUUAACUGGCGAGAUGUUGCUGGAAUGGGCACUCGUCAACUGGCCAAUCAAGAUUACAGCAUCUGUUUCCGGAGGACAUCUUCAAACACUGGUCGGUUAUGUUUCACGCCUUGCGUGACCGUUAAUCAGCUAGCGUUUGGUGUUAGCGUGGCUAACACAAUAGCCAAUGCACCCGCAAAACAGAUAGGUGUCAGCCAAGGAAUUUCCACCGAUUGCAACAACGAUUUCCUUGUUAUUCCGGGCGCAUUCGAUCCAGCAAGUCCAACCCUUCUUGUCGCUAACAUGGCGUUCGAUCGUUUCUGCGGAGAGAGGCUCAAUCCUCGACCUAAUAACGCUGCAUCGGUCACAGUUUGCACUAUGACGACUCCGUUUCGAAUCGCGUAUCAAACGAAUGGCGAUGAAACAACGACACCAAGUACCGAUCAGGUUGGCAAUGGAAACCGCGGAUUCUGCCUUAACUUCCAACAGUGAUCACUGGAAGACUGCAAAAUUAUUUGAU
Molecule: messenger RNA, 1463 nt
Organism: Daphnia carinata
Lineage: Eukaryota; Metazoa; Arthropoda; Branchiopoda; Diplostraca; Daphniidae
Exons: 8
Coding region: 14-1435 (473 amino acids)
Source: RefSeq, a predicted model, not a curated record